Acanthopagrus latus (yellowfin seabream) is the source of this 5421-nucleotide messenger RNA. RefSeq names its product OCRL inositol polyphosphate-5-phosphatase (gene ocrl). Gene Ontology annotation, biological process: signal transduction; phosphatidylinositol dephosphorylation. The transcript has 24 exons. Gene Ontology annotation, cellular component: membrane; cytoplasm. NCBI's taxonomy places the organism in Eukaryota, Metazoa, Chordata, Actinopteri, Spariformes, Sparidae. The record is from RefSeq and is a predicted model, not a curated record. Gene Ontology annotation, molecular function: phosphatidylinositol-4,5-bisphosphate 5-phosphatase activity; inositol phosphate phosphatase activity. Bases 515 to 3460 code for a protein of 981 amino acids.
AAGCCGGAUCGAAGAAUAAGUGGGCAGGGAGGAGGCGAGGAGAGGAGCAGCAGGAGAAGAAGAAGAAGAAGGAGGAGGAGGGAGAGUCCACAUAGCAAAAACUCUGCUGGAGCACAACUAGCUAAAUCUGACACUAACUGCCAGCCAUGUAGUCCGACCGGCCGGCCUGCUCCACGAACCGAACCAAACACGAACCGGAUAUUUCAAGACGUUUUUUUUGUUUUGUUUUGUUUUCCACACAAUGGCGCUCACUGACCGGGAUAUUUCCACUCGUCGGCUCUGUUGAACGUUUGUGACCCCAUCCAGCAGCAGCAGCAGCAGCAACAACAAACAUCUGGCUAACAAGCUAAGAAGCGGUUAGCAUUAGCAACUGGGCAACUGUCACCCCGGAAGGCCGCCGCAGCUGCAGCUGCCGGACCGGGUGGGGAUUUAACUUUCUCCGUCCGUGUCUGGACCGAACCAACACAAAGUCCACACUCAAUGAUAAAACGCUGUUUAUCCUACAUCGGUAAGAAUGUCCUCCUUGGGGAUAUGCGACGAGGAGUGCUUGGCAACUGUAAGAGCUCAGGAGCUGAGGGCUGGCCAGAAGGAGCCCAGACUACUGUCACUAAUUGAGCGAGGUGGAGAGUUUGUACUGGGUGUUUUGGCCACGCCUGAUGUAGUUGUGGCUCGUCCAGUGGCUCAGCUGUCCAUACCUAUCAACGGAAAUUUUGAAGUUGUGCGAGAGGCCGAAGAGGCUCUUCUUAUCAACUUUUCAGUAGAUUCUCGUGUUAGAUUACGAAUCAAAGGAGAUAAAUCCCCUGAGCUGCUGUUGGAACUCCAGGAUGAUGACCGGACUCAGACUUUCCUCACUCAGGUGAAGAGUGCUCAGCAACAAGCUCAAUCCAGACACACGACACAAAAAGCGAUGGAGCCCAUUACACCGACAGCCCUGAGAGGACCAGUCCCCAUCCCGCCGCAAAGAGCAAACAAGACUGCUAACUCUGUGGGCUCUGGAGGCAACCCACCCAAAUCUGCCAGUGCACUGCCUCUCAACCUCAACAAUAGCAUGUCAUCAAAUCAGACUAACAGAGAUCCAGCUCAGUCACUUGUCUCAGACUUUGGCUUUGAAGACAACUUCAACCAUGCUCUCAAAGUGGAGGAAAAGAAGAACCAUCAGAAUCGGAUCGUGGCCUCUAGGGAGCCUCCUCCUGUUCCUCCUCUACCUCCUCGCAAAGCCUCCUACACUCCAUCAAACCCUCUGCCUCCUCCACCAGUCCCUAAAGACAGAGCUCUCUCCCUACAGGCCAAAGACGGCUCCAAACCAGAUAGUUACAGGUCAGGUUUUGACCGUGUGGACAGACAGAUGUCUUGGAGCGACAGUCCCACCAGCAACAGCAUGAGGCAGGCUAUGUUCUCCAGCCAGGCAAGUCAGAGAGAAUACCUGAUCAAACACCGCCUGGGUAAGAAGGAGAGCGAGUAUGUGGACAUCCAAACCUUCAAGAUUUUCACAGGAACAUGGAACGUGAAUGGCCAGUCUCCAGACAGCACCCUCGAGCCGUGGCUCUGCUGUGACGCAGAACCUCCUGACAUGUACGCUCUGGGUUUUCAAGAACUGGACCUGAGCACUGAAGCUUUCUUCUACAUGGACUCGUCUAAGGAGCAGCUGUGGGUGGAAGCUGUCGAGAGGAGCCUGCACCCAAAAGCCAAGUACAAGAGGAUUCGGAUCAUACGACUAGUUGGGAUGAUGCUCGUGGUCUUUGUCAAAAAGACACUCAAGAGUCACAUAAAAGAAAUAGCCGCAGAGCAUGUGGGGACGGGAAUCAUGGGAAAAAUGGGGAACAAAGGAGGCGUGGCAGUGAGGUUUGUUUUCCACAACACUAGUUUCUGCAUCGUCAACUCCCAUCUAGCAGCACACGUGGAAGACUUUGAGCGCCGCAACCAGGACUAUAAAGACAUCUGCGCCCGGAUGACCUUCCACUUACUGGACUACCCCCCUCUCAGUAUCGUCAAGCACGAUGUCGUUAUCUGGCUCGGAGAUUUAAACUAUCGUCUGUUCAUGUACGAUGCUUCUGAGGUCAAACAUCUCAUUGCUAAGAGCGAGCUUAAAAAGCUUCAGGAGGUUGAUCAGCUGAACAUUCAGAGACAGACGAAGAGAGCCUUCACAGACUUCAUGGAGGGAGACAUCAACUUCAUUCCCACUUAUAAGUACGACCCCAAAACUGAUCGAUGGGACUCAAGUGGGAAGUGUCGUGUCCCGGCCUGGUGUGACAGAAUCUUGUGGAGAGGCAACAAUGUCAAGCAGCUCAAAUACCGAAGUCACAUGGAGCUGCAAACUAGUGACCACAAGCCUGUCAGCUCCCUCUUCAGCAUCGGGGUUAAGGUGGUGAAUGAGGAGCGCCACAAAAAGGUGUUUGAGGAGAUUGUGCGAGCGAUGGACAGAAUGGAGAACGAUUUCCUUCCAUCCGUAUCUCUGAGCAGAAGAGAGUUCACAUUUGAGAAUGUGAAAUUCCGGCAGCUUCAGAAGGAGCGUUUCCAAAUAACAAACGACGGGCAGGUCCCCUGUCACUUCGCCUUCAUCCCCAAACUCAAUGACUCGCAGUAUUGCAAAGCUUGGCUCCGUGCCGAGCCAAGCGAUGGAUUCUUAGAGCCAAAUGAGACGCUGGAGAUCUAUCUGGAGGUGUACGUCAGUAAAGACUCCGUCACGCUGCUGAACUCCGGAGAGGACGCCAUAGAGGACAUUCUGGUGCUCCAUCUGGACCGUGGCAAAGACUACUUCAUCACCAUCUCUGGCAACUACCUGCCUAGUUGCUUUGGUACCUCGCUGGAGACUCUGUGCCGCAUGAAGAAGCCCAUCAGAGAGAUCCCCAUCACCAAGCUCAUUGACCUGGGAGAGGACAGCUUCAUGGAAAAGGAAAAGUCAAAGGUGAGCUUCCUGAUGGACGGUGCAGGGACGGAGGACAAACCUCUAAAGAUCCCCAAAGAAGUGUGGAUUCUUGUCAACCAUCUCUUCACCAAGUCCUGUGAUCAGGAGGAUUUGUUCCAGACACCGGGCCUGCAGGAGGAGCUGCAGAGCAUCAUCGACUGUCUGGACACCAGCAUCCCCGACUCCGUCUCUGGUUGUAACCACUCUGUAGCCGAGGCUCUGUUGAUCUUCUUGGAGGCCUUGCCGGAACCAGUGGUGUGUUAUGAACUCUACCAGCGGUGCCUAGACUGCGCCCACGACAGCCGCCUCUGCAAACAGUUGAUCUCCCAGCUGCCCCGGGCUCAUCGCAACGUGUUUCGCUACUUAAUGGCCUUUCUGAAGGAACUUCUCAAGCACUCACACAACAACAACCUAACAGCCAGCCUCAUAGCAACGCUCUUUGCGAGCCUCCUCAUCCGACCGCCUCCCAACAUGGUGGGCAGGCAGACACCAAACGACCGGCAGAAAACCAUCGACUUCGUUCUGGGUUUCCUCAUGGCAGGAGACGAGGAGUAACCGAUGUCAACAGUUUUUCGUGACGUCAGUCGGGUUUGGAGUCGAUUCCCGACCUGACGUCCUGCUGGCAGCGAGCCUGGACCUGCAGGAGACUGUUCAGCAUGAUCCACUUGGUAUUUUUGUCAUCUGUCUGGAGACCAGUGCAGCAGUUUUGCACCCCACCAUUCACAAACUCUCACGUUAGAGGAAGACUUAUACUAGAACUGUGACGAUGUUACCAAGUGUCAAAUCUUAGUUCAUUCACAGAACGACCGCUCGCUGCACCUGGAAGCACCUGGGAGAGGUUUGAACUGAUGCCUACGCACUUUCUGAUGACAUGAAGGCCCCGAGCCUCCGGACUACAGUCGUCCUCAGCUGGGCCUUCUUAUUGUAGGUGCUCAUGCCAAAAUAACCGUGAGUGGUAUGAAUGUGAAAACACUAUGUAUCCUGUAGAUGCUAAGAGAGAGACUCGAUUACACUAAAGAAAAGGAAGAAUUCCUUAAGUUUUAAGAAGUAGACUGAAUACUAGUACAAGGUUUAAAGAAUUAAAUCGAUCAGAAUGGGAUAAUUGUGGGAGUGUAUAUAUUAAGAAUGUUUAAGCUUAAGAUAAAUCACGACAAUCAUCCAUUCUGCAGCAUUUUAACUGAGGGGGGAAUAUUAAAAACAAACAUUACUCAUUUUACCUGUUAUUUAUAUUGUUUUUCAUCUAAGUUUGCACCAAUUUUUCGUUCCUACUACAAUUUUUAUUUUCCGCUCUGCAAUGGUUGUAAAAUAUGUCAAUGGAAGUAUUCAUAGCUCGUUUUUACCGUGUUGUUUAAAAAAAAAAAAACACACAACAAAAAACACGUGAAUGUUUGCCGUGUCUUUGUGUAACUUCAGCCGUGAACCUUACAUCUGCCAGUUCCUCUUGAGUUAUAAAACAAGUCUGUUAACACACACUAACUUCCUGGUCCACCAGUAUUGAGUGAAGAGUCGCCCUCUGAGGUUCUCGAUGUCUUAAAUCGUGUAAAUACUUACUGUUUCGGUUGUGGGUAUGGUGGUGCAUAUCUGUGCUGGUGUCUGCUGUUCGUCAUGACGGUGGUACUGUUGAUGUCUGUGUUUGUUUACAUGUCCCUCUCCUCACUUCUGCCUCAUUGUCUGAUGUUGAAGGCCACGUUGUUCCUCCUGGUGAAUGCAGAUGAGUAAUUUUCCUGUUUUUAAGUGAUGCAGCAUUUUCUGGGGUGCAAGUUUAGUAAGAUUUAAAGGCUCACUACUCUGCAGGCUACAGUCCGUCUUUGUCUUUGUGCCACAGAGGAGGUUUUUUUUUUGUUUUUUUUUGUUUUUUUUUGUUCUGCAGUCACUGUUGCAUAACAUGUCAUGGUUAUUGAAAUAAGGAACUGCUCUGCUGUGUAUAAUGAACAGUGUUUCCUCUUUUAACAGUUGUACCCAAGAGAUGUCAGCGAUAGCUCUCCCACCAGACAAAAACACACUCACAUUUAUGACAUACAUUUUUUUCCUUAUUCAGUAUCUCCUGCGAUGCCGGAGACUUCAGAAAAUUUCCUGUUAGGAGACAAUGUGACAACACCGACAAUCAUGGCUCUAUUCUCGUGUAGUUUCUUCUGCCUUAUUGCCAUCAAAGCACCAGAUUCUUCUCAAUCCAGCCGAGCUUUGCCAAAAAUGUGGCUUGGGCCUAAAAAGAGUAUUCCCUGGUGAUUCAGAUUUGGGGAUUUAUUAGCCGUUUGGCACCACCUUCACCAUGUCAGACACAGAAUCAAUAUAAUCAAAGACCCUGUUCUGAUACUCUGUGUCGUCUUUAUGCCACUGUACUAGCUGAUGUAUUUGUAUGGAUUCGUUGUGCUUUUCGUCUUCGGUUCUGUCACAAUCUGUCCAUGAAACUUAAGGUACGUUUAAAGGUACGCAAGGAAACACUUGCACCUGUUUUCAACUUUUCAGAUUUUUGGUGCUUUUAAUUUAUUUAACAGAAAUAAAACUGUAUAAAGCUG